This is a messenger RNA of Saccostrea cuccullata (small rock oyster), 797 nucleotides long. RefSeq names its product adenylate kinase isoenzyme 6-like. Gene Ontology annotation, molecular function: ATP binding; AMP kinase activity; ATP hydrolysis activity. The transcript is spliced from 4 exons. Lineage: Eukaryota; Metazoa; Mollusca; Bivalvia; Ostreida; Ostreidae. Gene Ontology annotation, cellular component: nucleus; cytoplasm. Bases 40 to 582 code for a protein of 180 amino acids. The record is from RefSeq and is a predicted model, not a curated record.
UCCUUUAGACUCUCAAUCAUCAUUUCCGGUUAUGAAAAAAUGGCAUUGGCAAAAAGACCACAUGGUCCAAAUCUUUUGAUAACAGGUACUCCUGGAACAGGAAAAUCCACUUUAGCAGCAGAACUUGCCCAGAAGACGAACCUGAAGUAUGUUAACAUUGGGGAGAUUGCCAAGGAUGGCCAGUUGUAUGAGGGAUGGGAUGAACAGUAUCAGUGUCCCGUUCUGGAUGAAGACAGGGUUAUAGAUGAAUUAGAAGAAGUCAUGUCUGCUGGUGGAAACAUUGUCGACUAUCAUGGGUGUGAAUUUUUCCCUGAGAGAUGGUUUGAUAUUGUCUUUGUUCUUAGAACAGAUAACACAGUACUGUAUGAAAGGCUUGAGAACAGAGGCUACUCGGGAAAAAAACUGGAAGACAACAUCCAGUGUGAAAUAUUCCAAACAAUCCUGGACGAAGCUAGAGACUCGUAUAAAGUUGAAAUCGUGCAUGAACUUCCCAGUAAUACUCCUGACGACCUGGAAGAAAAUUUAGAGAAAAUCUCGGCCUGGAUUCAGCAGUACAAUAUUAACCAGGGAGCUGUUGUAUAGCCUUGUAGUGAGGGGUCUUCAAUGAUAUGUGUACUAUGCAUUUGUCAAAACAUUGUGUUUGUUAUUUUUUAAUUUUUUCCCACUUUAUUUCAUUCUUGAAUUGUUCUAAAUGUUUAAGCUCUAUGUGUAUUCAUAAACAUGAUCCAAAUUGAGACAAAUAUUUAUGCAAUAUGAAAAUAAAAAAAAAAGUUGCUAGGUUAUUAUAUAAAUGGUGC